AUGGCCUCUUCCGGCGUGGAGAUCCUGGGCCUGACGCUAGCCGUGGCGGGCUGGCUGGGCGCGAUGGUGGCGUGCGGCCUUCCCAUGUGGCGGGUGGCCGCCUACGUGGGCCAGAACGUGGUGCUGUCCCAGGUGAUCUGGGAGGGCCUAUGGAUGAACUGCUCAGUGCAGAGCACAGGCCAGAUGCACUGCAAAGUCCACGACUCCAUGCUGGGGCUCCCCCGGGAACUCCAGGCGGCCCGAGCUCUGGUGGUGGUCUCGGUGGCGCUGGGCGUGGUUGGCGUCGCCCUGGCAACGGCCGGGGCUCAGUGCACCGACUGCAGCCGGGACGUGAGGGGGAAAAGGCGUCUGGCGGCGGCCGGGGGGCUCGUCCUGACCCUGGCGGGAGUGCUAACGCUGGCGGCCGUGUCCUGGACGGCCCACGUCAUCGUGUUGGGCUUCUACGACCCGCUUCUGGAGGAGACGGGCAAGCGGGACUUCGGCAACGCGCUUUACUUUGGCUGGGCCGCCUCGUGCCUGCUCAUCCUUGGGGGGGCGCUACUCUGGUGCACCUGUAGCCCCCGGAGGGACUGGAGACCCGCUCAGGUGGACUAUUCGUCUGUUUCUCGCCGUGGGUACAACAGGCGAGACUACGUGUGAUUAAAGUGUUGCGGAUGUGACCAGCAGGGGGCGCCAACAAGCAGUUGUUUGAAGGACCCUGGACCUGUUUUUGUCUUUUCUAAGCCAUGUUUCCUUGGUGGUGGGCGUCAUCAUUGGCUUUUAUAUUCUUUGGGAUGCAAGGCUAUAAAAGUUGCUCGUCAUAGAUGUCACGCAAGAAUUUAGAUUUUUAGACAAACGUUUUUAAUAAAGUAAAACAGCUGACAAGGGUAGCAAAGUUAUGAAAUCAUGUAGUCAUCAUUUAGCUCUCAACUUUUUAUGUUGAUGAUUUUUUUUUUUCUUCAUUAAAGUCACUUCCACUA
This is a messenger RNA of Syngnathus acus (greater pipefish), 959 nucleotides long. RefSeq names its product claudin-9-like. Lineage: Eukaryota; Metazoa; Chordata; Actinopteri; Syngnathiformes; Syngnathidae. Gene Ontology annotation, cellular component: plasma membrane; bicellular tight junction. Gene Ontology annotation, molecular function: structural molecule activity. The transcript has a single exon. The coding region runs from base 1 to 639 and encodes 212 amino acids. The record is from RefSeq and is a predicted model, not a curated record. Gene Ontology annotation, biological process: cell adhesion; bicellular tight junction assembly.